AUGCCAGCGACUGAUGGACUUCAGCCCCCUCUCACCCCCGCCGAGCGGGCGAUUGUGAAAUCCUAUGGCGGUUGGACAUCCUUCAUGCAAAGCUUCGGGCUUAAGCCAUGGGAGCGUGAUGACGCUGAAGAAGGAAAGAGAAUUCUGGAGGCCCUUGUUCGAAAUGAUGAAGACUCUUAA
Molecule: messenger RNA, 180 nt
Organism: Penicillium crustosum
Lineage: Eukaryota; Fungi; Ascomycota; Eurotiomycetes; Eurotiales; Aspergillaceae
Exons: 2
Coding region: 1-180 (59 amino acids)
Source: RefSeq, a predicted model, not a curated record